This is a messenger RNA of Quercus robur (English oak), 531 nucleotides long. RefSeq lists its product as uncharacterized. Bases 1 to 531 code for a protein of 176 amino acids. The record is from RefSeq and is a predicted model, not a curated record. The transcript has a single exon. NCBI's taxonomy places the organism in Eukaryota, Viridiplantae, Streptophyta, Magnoliopsida, Fagales, Fagaceae.
AUGCUUCACCAAGUGAUUAAGCCAGUCCAGUCAAACAAUCCUUUCUUUAUUAGGAAGGAAAAUGGUGAAGUUGAAACAAGGUUUUUGAUGGCCCCACCAGAAAAGAAAGAUGUGACAGUCUUUCCAACUCAAAUUGAUAUGCUUCAUCCUGUGUCAUAUGUUUAUGAGGAUGGCACUAAGAUCAAUGCAUUUCAUGAAGAUGGAAAGCCUUGCUAUGAAGGCAAAUCACCCUCUGGCCAUAUAUGGUGGGAUAUUUGUGAUUGUGCUGAAUGCAAAAAAGAAGAAACUCUUGAGAAAGAUUAUUCAAGAAGACGGAAGAAAAAAUCCACUCAACAAAUCCUCAAAGAAAGAUAUGAAGCAGGUGAUCCAGAAGUUGACCUCCUUGGAGAACCCUCUGGAAAAUUUGACUAUUAUGUUCUUUAUCCUAGAACUAGAAAGCAAAAAUUCUCUCCUUUUCCAUCUUGCAAAGAUCCCAAGUCCAAAGAAGACCAUGACCAAAACCUUAAACCUCCAUUAAUCCCAUACUACUAG